AUGGCGUCGGGAUCAAUCAACACUCCCACGAUUGGGACUUUCCAUCAGCUACUCACAAAGCUGACUGAUCCCGAUCCCGACUUCCGCUACAUGUCCCUCGACGAUCUUCUCAAAAUCCUCAACGGAACCAUCAAGACAGAUAUCCUUCAAACCAAUUACAGCACCUCUGCGCAGGUUGUCGAUGCUGUGAUCAAGGUCCUCGACGAUCAAAAUGGCGAAGUUCAGAACAUGGCGCUCCGAUGCAUCGGUCCCCUCAUAGGCAGUGUUCCUCUCUCUGUUGUGCCGACCGCCCUCGAGACACUGUCUGGCCUCAAGAUCAAGAACUCGGUCGAUAACUCUCUCCCGUACCUGGCCUUGCGAAAUGCCAUUGCUGCUCUUCCAAAGCCUGUUCGAGGCGUCGCUCCAAGCAGGGAAGUUAUCGAGGCCAGCAACAUUGUCAGCCGCGUUCUCAUUCCCAGAAUACUUGGCUACUCCGUCUCUGGCAGGCAUCAAUCAGAUUCUCGAGGCCUGCUAGACGAAAAGAAUGAGCUUACCUCUGAAGCUGUCGACGUCCUCAUCGAGGUUGUUUUAAGCUACGGAUCCCUUCUCCAACCACUCGAAAUUGAAAAACUCCAGGAUGUAGUUGUACAGGUCCUACAACGGCCUUCAGCCUCGGGUCCCGUCAAAAAGAGAGCUGUUGUUGCUCUCGCCAUCCUGGGACCAUACCUCUCGGAUGAUGUCCUGACCGCCCUGCUUUCCAAAGUCACCAAUGCGCUUGGCCAAAAAAGUCUCAGCCCGGUCAUGCGCAAGCUCUACAUUACGAUAUUGGGCUCAAUGGCCCGUUCCAUUCCGUUUCAGCUUGGCGAACACCUUCCCACCUUUUUACCAUACAUUCUUACAGCUCUGGGCAAGGAUGAGUUGCAAGUACAGCUUGACGCCAUUAGUGAAGGUCAUGAUCAAGGCACGGCCGAGUUCAACGAGGUUCGUGAGGCUGCCCUCAUUACACUAGAGGCUCUCCUUGCCAGUUGCGGUACUCAGAUGCGGCCAUUUACUGGCGAGGUCAUUUCAGCAUGCCUCCGCUAUCUCAAAUACGACCCCAACUACGCCAUGGAUGAUGAGGAUGAAGAAAUGGAGGAUGAAGAUGAGGAUGGUGAUGAUGAAGAGGACGAGGACGAUUACGAGGACGAUGCUGACUUUGACGAUGACGAUGAUGCUAGCUGGAAAGUCCGCCGAACUGCUGCCAAGACCCUUUACACUCUCAUAUCGACCCGCAGCAGCGACCUACUCGAACAGGGCACUCUGUACUCUAAUGUUGCGCCACAGCUCAUCAAGCGCUUCGACGAACGCGAGGAAAGUGUCCGUCUCGAGGUCAUUGCCACAAUGGCAUUACUCAUUCGCAAGACUGGUGAAGGUGUGAUUCGCUCCAUUUCGUCAGAGGAGCGCGCCGAACUUCUCCAGUCCCUUCCAGAAUCUCGCAAGAGACGUCGCCAGGACAGCGGCGGUUUUGCCAUUACAAACAAAGCUCCAUACCUGGGCCCUACUGGCCUCACCUCGCCCACACGGGAAGAGAUCCCUCCGACUGGGCCUCGGGCAGAUCUCUCGCAGCUGACUCCGCAAAUGGUCAAGAUCUCUGCAAAACUGAUCAAGGGCAAGCAGAUUCCUACCAAGCAAGCUAUCAUAGGCCUCUUGGACGAUCUCAUCUCUCUUCAAAAUGGUGGACUGUCCGACUAUUUUGACCAAGUCAUGCAGCCCAUCAUUGACACCAUCAACAGCUCAGCCGGAGUCGUUGGCUCGGGCUCUUCGACAUUGUCUGGCGGCAACUCGUCUGCCACUGCAACGACCCUCCGCGUUGCCGUCUUGAAGCUCAUUAGCGACAUCUCUAGAACCCAUUCUUCCAGCCUCUUCCAGCCAUAUCUUUCCAAGAUGACCUUGAGCAUUGUUGCCGCGGUGCAGGAUCGCUUCUACAAGAUUUCUAGCGAGGCCAUCAAUACUGCUGAGGAAUUGGUCAAGGCCAUUACACCUCCACGUGCUCUGCGCACAUCCCAAAAGUACAAGCCCGAGCUCGUGCAGCUGUACGAUAUUAUCGUUGAUAGAGCGGCUUCCAACGACGCCGAUAUCGAGGUGCGCCAAAAGGCUAUUCAGGCCCUUGGUACUCUGCUUUCGCGCACAUCCGUUAGCGAGGGGGCCUUGCUGCUCCCAGCGGAGAAGCGACAAGCUGGUCUUAACCUGCUUCUGGACCGUCUUCGCAACGAGACGACUCGUCUGUACGCCGUACGAGCCAUUGACAAUGUCGCUGCCCAUAGCAGCGCAGCCGGAAGUCUUGAAUCUGGUUGGCUGCAGCCAGUCGCGCUGGAGCUCUGUGGCCAACUGCGCAAGACGAACCGCGCACUCCGCGGUGCCAGUGUUCAGGCUCUUCAACACCUCAUCAUGUCGCCAGCCUCAAAGGGCAAUCUUGAGCCUGACACAACUCAGGGCAUUGUGACUGCCAUCUCGCCCGUCAUUGCCGUCAAUGACAACCAUCUCUUGAGCCCUGCCCUCAUCGUCCUAGCCCACCUUGUCGAGACCAACCCGGAUCUCAUCUCCUCCACGGAUUUGAUUGACAAUAUCUGUAGUCUUCUCAAGACUGCCGUCAGCGAGUCGACUCUGAAUGCCCUGCUGGCCUUGGCCACCAGCGUGGGUCGCGGUGGACAGGGACAAGUUCUGAUGCAAGGAGUCCUGGCGGUCGGUGUCGGAGGCGAUAGCAGAGCCGUUGGAAAGGUUGCCGGCACCCUGUUUGUGGCCAGUGACGGCAAGGCUGGAAUCACAAUUGACAGCUUCAUCCAGGAGCUUAAUGCAGCUAGUAGAAAGAACCCGCCAGAUGAUCUCCGACAGUGUCUGGCAUUGUAUAUUCUGGCCGAGAUUGGCCUUUGCCUUGGCAGCAAGUCUCCGAUCAGCCCCGAUGUCUUCCUGAGCCAGUUCCGUGAGGAACCCGAUCGAGUCUCUCUCGCCGCAGCAACCUCCCUUGGUAGAGCCGGAGCUGGCGACGUGGCCAAAUUCCUGCCCAUUAUUCUUAGCAAGGCCAAGCAGCCAGGCGGUCAGCAGUAUCUCCUCUUGCAAUCGAUUCGUCAAAUUCUUAGCCAAGUCGUGGACUCUGGCAUCGAUAUUAGCCCGUACGAAGUCCAGAUCUGGGAUCUACUCUUUUCAGCGUCGCAGCAUGAGGACAACAAGGCCACCUGCGCCGAGGCCAUUGGUAGCAUGGCCAUCAUUUCGCCAAAGACUUAUAUUCCAAAACUUCAGCAAUUAUUGCAGUCCCCUGAACCACAGUACCGGGCCGUUGCCAUCCAGGCUAUCCGUUACACCCUGCCCGAGAGCGAGGAGGCCUUUGACUCCAUGCUCAAGACUGUACUCGUUGACAUGCUCCUCACUGUUCUUCAAGACAAGGACAUGGAAAUUCGACGCCUGGCCAUGACAACUCUCAAUUCCGCUGCUCACAACAAGCCAGACCUAAUCCUGCCGCAUCUUGGCAGUCUCAUGCCAUUCGUCAUGGGCGAAUCUGUCAUUAAACCAGAGCUUAUUCGCGAGGUUCAAAUGGGGCCAUUCAAGCACCAGGUGGACGACGGACUGGAAGUCCGCAAGAGUGCCUAUGAGACCUUGUAUGCUCUCAUGGAGACUGCAUUCUCCAGAAUUAGCUCUCUUGAGUUCUAUGAUCGUGUUGUCGCAGGACUCAAGGACGAAAAUGAUAUCCGUGCCCUUUGCAAUUUGAUGCUGAGCAAGCUCAUUGUCAUUGACCCCGAUGAGACGACAAGACGACUAGACACCAUUGCCGAAUGCUAUCGCAAGGUCCUUAGCACCAAGCUCAAGGAAGGAUCCGUCAAGCAAGAAGUUGAGCGACAGGAUGAGACCAACAAGUCCGUUCUCAGAGUCACGAUUCUGCUGGCAGACAAGACAAAGACUACACUUCCCAGUACCAGCACUGGAGGUGGUGCACAAAGCCAGCAGCAAUCGCAACAGCAAGUCUCGAAUCCUGUAUGGCAACAGUACUGGGAAUGGGUCAACAGAGACUUUGAGCGCCCCAUCAAGUCACUGCGUGAAGAAAGCAAGGAGACGGUCUAG
Messenger RNA from Pestalotiopsis fici W106-1, 4071 nucleotides. RefSeq lists its product as uncharacterized. Gene Ontology annotation, cellular component: nucleus. Gene Ontology annotation, biological process: protein ubiquitination; SCF complex assembly. The transcript has 3 exons. The coding region runs from base 1 to 4071 and encodes 1356 amino acids. NCBI's taxonomy places the organism in Eukaryota, Fungi, Ascomycota, Sordariomycetes, Amphisphaeriales, Sporocadaceae. The record is from RefSeq and is a predicted model, not a curated record.